Messenger RNA from Penicillium roqueforti, 231 nucleotides. RefSeq lists its product as uncharacterized. Lineage: Eukaryota; Fungi; Ascomycota; Eurotiomycetes; Eurotiales; Aspergillaceae. The transcript has 3 exons. The record is from RefSeq and is a predicted model, not a curated record. Bases 1 to 231 code for a protein of 76 amino acids.
AUGUCUAGCUCUGGAAAAGGAUACACUGUUACCGGCUCCGGCACUAACAGCCAGGGCAACCAUUAUUGCACUCGCGACUACGGUUCCAGCGCUUCUAACUCGAACAGCUACCACUACUCCAAUACCAAUGGAUCCUACUACUACUCCAACCCCAAUGGAAGUACCUACUACAACAGCGGGAAGGGAAGCUCUACCUACACCCCUCCUUCCGGAGGAUCCGGCAAGAAAUAA